AUGUGCGAAACACCGAAAAUCGAAAUCAAGGAUCCCAAAACAGAGCCGUUUGGAUUCAAUGAAUCACCACAUUGCUCUGAUGAUGAGUACGAGAAUUACGAGCCGAAAAAUAGUGACGAAUAUGAGCUCAAGCCGAAGAAGCGGCACAUUUCCGGAAUCGGACAGCUCGUCUGCAAGUUGAGGCACAAUGCGCCGACUGUCAAGAAAGAGCGAAUCAUUCUCGGAGCUGAUGGAAAACAAAUAACCAAACGUCAUAUGAAUAAGGCAACCCUAAGGCCGCUUGAUGAGAUGAUCAAAGCUGAAGCUGCCUUUAAUUUUAAUGGGUAUGACAGAAAUAACUUCUACGUUCAACCGAUUGUCAACUAUGAAAUUGCGGUUGCGCCAACGAUGAGUGUCGAUGAGUUGCGAAGUCUUGUCCGAAAGAAUAUGAUACGCUGCAAAGUCUGCAAGAAUCGUUUUGGCGAGGUUCACAUUCUCGAGAGACAUCUUCGCGAUUUCCAUCCGACCGCUUAUGAGAAGUAUCUGGAAGAGCAAAUGAAGCAGACUCAAGAGCAGAUAGAAAUCGAUAGAGAGAGACAGAGAAUUGAGGAGCUUCUGAGUGGCGGCUUCAUUCCACCACAAUCUGAAGUUGAUGCCCAUAUUAAUGAUGUGGAAUUAAACGAAAUACCACUUCCUGGAGAGAAUUCCAAUGGUUACGUGCCGAGACUCAAUCAAUACGGGGCUGUUGUCAAGUUGCAAGAUACUCUCAACAUGAAGUUUCCGUUUGUCAAAAAAAGAUCGCCGCAAUGCCCAUUCUGCGACAAAAGAUUUCGCAAUGAUAUCUCUUUCAACAAUCAUAUUGCCAAGAAACAUCCGGAAUGCGCCGAAUUCGUUCAAUGUCUUCAUUGUUUCAAGUGUCUGCCGAGCAAGGAGGAUCUUGAAAGGCCGGAUUCUCAUCACUGCGAUUUGACAUACAUGUGUUUGGAAUGUAGACCAAUACGAAACAUGUGCACCGAAAUGCGUCUUAUGAAGCAUCGCGGAAAAUUUCAUCGCGGAGCUAACUCCGGAUUCCGAUGCAUGGAUUGCAAUCAGAAAUUCUUGACGCCGAGAAAGCUUCGAAAACAUCGAAAGAUGGCCCAUGUGUUCUCAAGAACCUACCAAUGCCACUUUUGUGAUGAGUUGUUCAUUUCGGAGACCGCUGUUACUGUGCACGAGCGCAUUCACACGGGAAUUUUGAAAUUUGAGUGCCUUGUCUGCGAUCAAAAGACUAACCGUUACAUGCAGAUGGAAGAACAUAAGAAGGAACAUCAUGGAUUCGUGUGCUCGGUGUGCCAGGAGAAGUGUUCAUCAUGGAACGAGAUGAAAGAUCACACAUUCUCUGAGCAUGGCGGAUAUAUGACCGAGGAAUCGAAGCACGCCUACGUCGAUUCACCGCGCACUUGGAUUAUGUACAAGGGAGAUUGA
Caenorhabditis bovis is the source of this 1443-nucleotide messenger RNA. The record is from the annotation of a GenBank genome assembly. NCBI's taxonomy places the organism in Eukaryota, Metazoa, Nematoda, Chromadorea, Rhabditida, Rhabditidae.